Ceratina calcarata is the source of this 773-nucleotide messenger RNA. RefSeq names its product trafficking protein particle complex subunit 31. Gene Ontology annotation, biological process: endoplasmic reticulum to Golgi vesicle-mediated transport. Gene Ontology annotation, cellular component: TRAPPIII protein complex; TRAPPII protein complex; TRAPPI protein complex. The transcript has 3 exons. Lineage: Eukaryota; Metazoa; Arthropoda; Insecta; Hymenoptera; Apidae. The coding region runs from base 151 to 726 and encodes 191 amino acids. The record is from RefSeq and is a predicted model, not a curated record.
GCGGGAAAAAUUAUACGAACCCUGGAUCGACCCCGACCAUACCGACCACUCCGACAAUCACACUCACAACACAACACAACAGUACUUCAUAAUACUUGAAUUCUUGGAGAAAAGUGAAACGUUGCUUGAAGUAAAGAUUAUUUUGUAAAAAUGACAAGUAUUACGAUAUCGGCGGUUCGAACGCGAACGAGCAUUCUCGAUAAAUCGUUGAGUAAAGGGAAAGGGGAGGUUAGCUUGAGCUGUUUCGCACUUUUGUUUUCUGAACUCGUACAGUACUGUCAAAAUCGAGUUUACACCGUGCCAGAAUUACAAAAUAAAUUAGCAGAAAUUGGUGCAGAAGUUGGCCACAGGAUAACUGAUCUUCUAGUCGUGCGGGAAAAAGGAGGAAAACGCGAAAUAAAAUUACUAAAUAUUCUGUUAUUCAUCAAAAGUACAGUAUGGAAAUCAUUAUUUGGUCGUGAAGCUGACAAAUUGGAACACGCAAAUGAUGAUGAGCGCACUUAUUAUAUCAUAGAAAAAGAGGCAUUGGUAAACAAAUUUAUAUCUGUACCAAAAGAUAAAGGGAGUUUAAAUUGUGCUUCUUUCAUCGCUGGAAUUGUUGAAGCUAUUCUCUGUGACUGUGGCUUUCCAGCGAAAGUAACUGCACACUGGCACAAGGGAACAACAUACAUGGUGAAAUUCGAUGAUGCAGUUGUUGCAAGAGACAAGCAACUUGAAGAUCGGUAAUCAGACACAUAGAAGAGAUAAUAAAAAUAGAAUAAGAUUCUCCAUAA